AUGCGUAUCAAGUGGGGGUGGCAGUGGGGGGAAAGGGGGGGGGGGGGGGGGGGGGGGGGUGGGGGGGGGGGGGACAUACCGACACACGGUUGGUGUGCACACGCUAGGCCGUGGUCUAGCGGUGCGGAGAGAGUGUGGCUGGAAGAUGUAUCUGAUGAUAUGCUCGUGAGCAGUCAUUUAGAAGACUUAAAAAAUGAGAGACACUUAUUGGAAAAUUUGUAUUGGUAG
This is a messenger RNA of Dicrocoelium dendriticum, 228 nucleotides long. The record is from the annotation of a GenBank genome assembly. NCBI's taxonomy places the organism in Eukaryota, Metazoa, Platyhelminthes, Trematoda, Plagiorchiida, Dicrocoeliidae.